Molecule: messenger RNA, 1294 nt
Organism: Lentinula edodes (shiitake mushroom)
Lineage: Eukaryota; Fungi; Basidiomycota; Agaricomycetes; Agaricales; Omphalotaceae
Exons: 2
Coding region: 71-1069 (332 amino acids)
Source: RefSeq, a predicted model, not a curated record
AAGUUUAAAAGGCUUACUGCUCCGAUUUACGAGUAUCAGAACCCAUCACAAAUUCCCCUCCACAAGACUCAUGUUACUCUUCGACACCCCGUUCGUUCGUCGAAUUCUGGACGAACAUCCUAUCUCUCAGAUUGUAUCUGUGGUCGGUAUAGUCACUAUUGUCUGGUACCUCUAUGCCGGCGAGGGUCCUCUGCUUCAUCGAGCCCGAGAUACACAAGGCGCUGGAAUAUUUGCCAUGCUGCCCUUGGGAUUCAAGGCUAUAUUGCUCUACAUCCUCUUUUGUUAUGUUUGUUACUACGCCAUCCCACCUUCUCUAGUACCUUCCAACAGUCGUAGAACUUCUUCGGCAAAAGUCCCCCACACUGCUGGAAAUUCUCCAUCCAAAAACAGAGUCAAGAACCCAAUGCUCCCUCAGAAGGCCGAGAUAGAACUUCCAGUCGAGGGCUGGUCGAUCGCCGUCGAGUUCUCAUCGAACCGUCCGCAUGUCAAAUUCCUUGACUAUGAUUUCAGCUUUGCGAAAGAGUUGAAUACAAAUUUAGAAAGGUACACCAGAUCGGGCACCGUUCAAGUUGAAAUCACUGUGAAACCUGCGAACGGAAGCAGUGAAAAUUCGAACUUCGUCUUGCAAUGCGGACAUGGCCAAUGGGACGCACAAUUCAAGAUCACUCAUCGAGAACACCGGGUGAUAUUUGUCUACGAGUUCGCGUUAACGCAAGUGUGGAUUUGUCUCCCUGUUGCUAAGAUUCCUCCACAGCUUCGCGAAUGCAGGGCAGCUGGAGAGGCCUGGCUGAUUGACAUUCCCAAACUCGCCGAUUUUCAGAGCCUCGUCAAACGAAAUUUAGCCCCAGAACGAAGCGUAGAGGAUAUACCUAUAGGUUUUCCAGACGCAGGGGGAAAACAAACUUUUGACGGCUACAUUCCAUGCGUUGACUUAACCCAAGUUAACAUUCCCAUUAUUGUGCCUCGCUUAGUGAGAGUUUCAUUUGGGACUGAUCCUUUGAACAAGGUCCAAUCCUUGCCCUUGCACCCUUUCGCGAUCGAACUAAGGACUUCCUAUGGGAUCAUUUGACUCACAUUUCAUUGGACACAGUUAUAAUAUUUGCCAAAGAAUACAGAAGGAUUCUGCAGGUCUAUCCGGAACUUAGAACUUUGAUCAUCCGCAGGCCGGGGGAAGGUUUCGGAGCACCGGAUUCUAUGAUGCGCCCAGCAGGAUUGGCAACGGCUUCCCAACUCAGAACCUUGCACUUGAUUGACUGCAGAGUGGACAUGUCGAGUUUCCUUUCUGCCACCAUUG